This is a messenger RNA of Aspergillus steynii IBT 23096, 1252 nucleotides long. RefSeq lists its product as uncharacterized. The transcript has a single exon. Lineage: Eukaryota; Fungi; Ascomycota; Eurotiomycetes; Eurotiales; Aspergillaceae. Bases 359 to 964 code for a protein of 201 amino acids. The record is from RefSeq and is a predicted model, not a curated record.
CUCGGGCGUCGCAUCGUGGCCAAUGGAGCCCGCCGAUCCAAGACGACGAUGCGACUUGGCGGCGCGGCGGAGAAUCAGCCUUGCCCCGCUUUGCGUUGGUGCUUUUGGCGUUUCCCCGGACAAAGCGCUGUUCUCUGGGUCUUUCGUUCUUUGGGUGGCUUUGUCUGGUGUGCUGACGGAGGCCCACGGAGGUCUCGUUGUUUGUUGUUUGCUUGGGGGUGGCGGUGGAGCUGCUAUAAAAAGGUCGCUUCUCCCUGCUGCUGCUUGGAGCUUCCCUUUUUUCCUUCCUUCGCUCUUCAUAUACCCUCUACCAUAAUAGCCAUUGUUUCUCUCUCGAAUAUAUAAAAUCCUCUACACAAUGCAGCUUCAGCUCAAGUCCACGGCCCUCCUGGCCGCCGCUCUGGCCACUGCUGUCUACGCUCAGAACACUGAGGGCACCGACGUGGCUGCUCCCACUGAGAACGGCGAGCCCAACUUCAGCCUGCCCUUCACCGACUCGGCCACUCCUCCCACCGGCGUUACUCUGACUGAAGUCACCGACGUUCCUACCGAGACCGGUGCCACUGCCACUGCUACUGAGACGGCCACCGGCGAGACUGCGACCGCGACUGCCAGCGAAACCGCCACCGAGACCUCCCCCGUGGCCACCGGCUCGACGGCCGUCAGCACCGCGACCUCCGUCGUCUCUGGCUCGACUGCUGCGUCGACUGGCUCGCAGACUGGCAGCGCCUCUGCUACCGGCACCGCUAGCCAGUCUGGCAGCGCGUCGGCCACCAACUCCGACUCCUCCGCCACGGCCUCCGGCUCCUCCACUCCCUCGUCGACCGACGACGAGUCCGCCUCGGGCACUGCUUCGGGGACUGCCUCUCCCACCGAGUCUGACUCGAGUGCUGCCGCGUUCGCCGACAUGAAGUGGGCUCCUUGGAUGCUCGCCUGGGUUGCUGGUGUUGGUCUGGCGCUGUAAAUACGUUAGGUUGUGCUUUGAUGUGAAUACUACUCCUACUCCCGCUACUGCUCGCUGGUGGCUCUGAAAUGACUUGAUGGAUUUAAUUGGUAAUGGUUUCUUUGCGUUGAUUGUAUCUCCCGCCGAUGGUUCGGCCUUGGGCGUAUAUCUUGCAUGAACAGUUCCUUCGUUUCUGUGUUUGCUGCUCUAUCCCUGUUUCACAAAAUACGUAUGUCUUGAUCUAAUUCUGUCACGAAGUAAGGUACAAAGCAGUAUAUUCUCCGUAAUUGACCGGAUGGACCAGCCCCA